CAAGGGUAUAAUAAUUAUACAGUGGGAUUUCUUUCAAAACAGAACAGUUCUUAAAAAAAAUGCAUAUGAAAAUUGUUUUUUAUAAUGCUAAUCUUAUAAGGGGGUCAAUUUGAAACUAGCUAAACUAUAUUUCUAUGAAUAAAUUAUUAGACUUGUUUUAAUACCAAACAAAAAAGAGUGGAUAUUGUGGGUUUGGUACAUAUUCCAUAAUGGUCUUUUGGAUUAUGUAAUCCCAUAGAAUGUAUCUUUUCACGUCAUACUUUCUCUUUCCCUCCUCCCCAACUACACGAACUAAGCUCCUUCGCUUGAGUUAGAGGGUUUAAUGUUUUGAUUAAAAUGGCGGGCGGAAUUGACAUGAGAAUGCACAAACCGCAUCAUCAGUGGUUAGAGAGAGUUGAAAGAAAAGUUUUCAACGUUUUUGAGUCAUUGCGAGCCGUUUAUCUCGAUAUAUUGGAAGGAUCAUCAUUAAUCUCAAACUUAGAAGAACCAAAUUACUGUCAAAAUUGUAAAAGAGAGAACAAAGAAGAAAUUGCAAAAUCAAGUUGCCUGGAUGAUGAUUUUCAAGAAAGGUGUUUAGCAAAAUAUAAUUCCGAACUUGAAUUUUGGAAAAAGAGGUUGCUGAAACGGAAGGAUGAAUACAAGCUUCCUGAAAGCGCAACGAAUCAUCGAAAGGAGAACUCUAGUAAGGAAGCCCAUAUUGACCUUGAUCAAAAUGAAAGAAUAGGAAAAGCAGAUUGCACGAACCCAGGUCCAGUGAUCCAUGGUGAUAAAAAUGCCAUUGAAAGUAUUAAAAUAUAUGAUAAUGAAGUUUAUCCGAAAAAAGAUAGUAAUACGAUGGGGUUAAGAACAGAAAAAGAAAUCAAGGCAUCAGACAAAUAUGAUGCAUCAAAUGAAUUACAAAUAGGUAACGAUGAAACAGCAAGUAUUGAUGAAAAAAUAAUCGACAUAACUAAAAAUGAAGAUAGUGAAAGGUUUUGUCUGGAUGACGGAGUACCAAAUAAAAAGGAAGAAGACCCUUCUUGGAAGCGCGCUUUCAGGAACUUGAAAUCAAAACAAAGCUCUAAAGUCAAAUACCAGGAAUGUAGUAAAAAUCAUGCUAACACUUCAAUAAAUGACUUUUUUAAACCAAAGCAAAUUGCCCCGAUUCGGAAUAUUCAUUCUCGGCGGUCGAAAAGACAGGUAUCAGAAGACAGUUCAUUGAAGUUACCAGAUAAGAAGAGAACAAAAGAGACUGAGAAGGGUACACAUAGCUCGCUGUUAGAAGAAAAAAGAAUUGAUAUGCAAGACAAGGAUAUUGACAAGACGGAUUCCCUGAAGAAAACCAAGCCUGUCUAUCACCGCGAUAUUAGCAGUGAAACUGAUGAAGCUGGUGGUUUAGGCCUAGCUAAAACUAAAGUCUGCAGCACUAAUGAUCAUUGCGGCUCUUUAAAGAGAGAUCCUUGCAAAAGCCUGCGGAUUGCCUUUGAUACAGGAGAUAUUGACACUAGUUUAGAUGAUACUCAUUUUCUUCCUACUCAAGCUAAAAGCUUAGAACAGAAACAUAGAAACAUAGGAAAAGAGACAGGAUCGGUUGUUUCUGAUACAGAUGUUACAAGAUGGGGUGUGCAAGAGAAUCUUGGCCUGCCAUCUUUCGCCAGCACCCCUAUGUUGCAAGAUAGACAUUUUCAAAGAGCGUAUCAGAACGGGAACGACUUCGACGAAACAAUGUGGUCAGCUCCACAAAGCCCAUCGGUUGUGCCACCAGUGUUUUCAACCCCUGAAAAGCCCAUUGGCAAUGGAAUACCAUCUUCUGACGUCAAGGAGUCCAAACCGAAGGAGACAAAGGGUGAUGUUAAUGCUGGGAAAACUCCACUACCAAUAGAUACAUUUCAAAGCCACGGGCAUGGGACUGAAGUAUCAUACGAUUCGCAUCACAGGAGCAAGCGUUAUGACUUGACAUGCAAGACUUCUGAUGCAGAUCUCAGUUGUGAUAUGUUUCAUGGCAGCACUCUGGAUAGCGAAAGCAAUCCAAAAGAUGAUGAAUCUAAGGAAGAGCUUUUAACGAAGAAUGAGGACUUUGUAGAAAAGAAAAUGACUAAGAAGCAGAGCUUGAGAAAAGACGUGGAAAAUGAAGAUUAUUUUAACAGGUUUAAAAAAAUGGCGAACCCAGAUAUAGACUACAAAUACAAUGUGGUUGUUCGGAAGAGAGAAGAAAGAGACAAGUUGGAUGGAUUUGAGUGUCGGGAAUGUGCAGCUUGGUAUAAAGACGAACUAGAUAACGAGGAAAAGAGAAAGCACUUGAAAUUGGUUUGUCGUCAUAAAGCAGUUUCGGCACCGCCUCCAUCUACUCCGGAUGGCUUUUGGUCAUUAGAUAUUCCUGCUACACAAGAAUACAUUGAGAAAGGCCAUAUGUACGAUGAAAAUGAUCCUUUACCUGUGCAUGCAAUGCCGAAAGAGAGAAGGAACAUGCUGCAGGGUAAAAAGAAACUUGCGAAAAGAUCAAUAGCAGAAAAAUUCUGAUCAGAGAAGAAGAAAAUCGAUAUCGCAAGCCAAUGUGCCGUCCAUGAUGUGUCUUGUGAGAACAGAUGAUUCGGACAUUGUCGCAAAGUAAAAGCAAGCAGACAUUGUUCCUGGAUCUUUGAAGUGAGAAAACUUCGAAUCUGAUUCUUUUUUAAAUACCAUCUGUCUUGUGAUAGUCUCAAAGUUCCAUAGAAAAACUACCAAUCUUUUAUUAAUACUUGUAAUUGAUGUUUACUCUUAUACACUGCUCUCUGUUGAUGGUGAAAAAAGUUGGGGUAUACAUUGACUUGUUGUUGGUUGUAGAGAUCUAGGAUAAAAUUUUCUACAGCUUUCUUUGUUACUCAAAACGAAUAAACGGACACAGAACCAUAAAAAGUUCUAAAAUCAUUUUACAACUUUUGCUGAAAUUACCACUAACUCUAAUUUUUAUCAUGUUGCUAAAAAUUAUAAAUAUUAUUUUGUAAUUGAGCUAGUCGCUUUAAAAUAAUGAUUUAAUCAUUGUUAGAACCUGUUUUAAACAAGCACUAUUUUGAUAAAAUGUGUAA
This is a messenger RNA of Rhopilema esculentum, 3044 nucleotides long. RefSeq lists its product as uncharacterized. The record is from RefSeq and is a predicted model, not a curated record. NCBI's taxonomy places the organism in Eukaryota, Metazoa, Cnidaria, Scyphozoa, Rhizostomeae, Rhizostomatidae. Gene Ontology annotation, biological process: DNA repair.